Messenger RNA from Cheilinus undulatus (humphead wrasse), 2830 nucleotides. RefSeq names its product guanine nucleotide-binding protein subunit alpha-14-like. Gene Ontology annotation, molecular function: G protein-coupled receptor binding; GTPase activity; guanyl nucleotide binding. Gene Ontology annotation, cellular component: heterotrimeric G-protein complex. Bases 251 to 1315 code for a protein of 354 amino acids. The record is from RefSeq and is a predicted model, not a curated record. Lineage: Eukaryota; Metazoa; Chordata; Actinopteri; Labriformes; Labridae. The transcript is spliced from 7 exons. Gene Ontology annotation, biological process: adenylate cyclase-modulating G protein-coupled receptor signaling pathway; phospholipase C-activating dopamine receptor signaling pathway; action potential.
CUUAUCAUAGAGGGACAGAGUCCAACGUCCUUAAAAUCCUCCCUGGUCCUUAUCCAUUAAGAACAAUCUUCAGAAUAAUUAAAGUUCCUCAAACCUCUUGAUUGGACGUAAGAGGAAGAAGAAGGCGUCACCUUUGAAGAUGCGGUGCGCAUUUUCCAUCUGAAUUUGGGAGAAAGGAGAUAAGCGGCUGAUUCAUCCCCACAAACUCUUCACGUCAGCACCAGAAGACUUUUGGGUGAAGUCUGGGAUAAUGGCUGGAUGUUGCAUCUCUGCAGAGGAGAGAGAGAACCAGAGGAUCAACGAGGAGAUCGAGAAGCAGCUGCGCAAAGACAAGAAGGAUUCCCGCAGGGAGCUGAAGCUGCUGCUGCUGGGUACUGGGGAGAGUGGAAAGAGUACGUUCAUCAAACAGAUGAGGAUCAUUCAUGGAGGGGGGUACACAGAUGAAGACAAGAGGAGCUACGCCAAACUGGUCUACCAGAACAUCUACACAUCCAUGCAGGCCAUGGUCCGAGCCAUGGAGGCACUAAAUAUAGCCUUCUCUGACUCCAACAACAAGAGCCAUGCAGAAGCCGUCCUGGAUGUGGAGGUGGAUAAGGUGGAGGAGAUGGAUCAGAGCCUGGUAGCAGCGGUGAGGAGUCUGUGGAAAGAUGACGGGAUACAGGAGUGCUACGACCGACGCAGAGAGUACCAGCUGUCUGACUCCACCAAAUACUAUCUCACAGACCUGGACAGAAUUGCACAACCUUGCUACAUCCCUGACCUGCAGGACAUCCUCAGAGUCCGAGUGCCGACCACAGGAAUCAUUGAAUACCCAUUUGACAUGGAGAACGUCAUCUUCAGGAUGGUGGACGUGGGUGGUCAGCGGUCAGAGAGGAGGAAGUGGAUCCACUGCUUUGAGAACGUCACCUCCAUCAUCUUCCUGGUGGCGCUCAGCGAGUAUGACCAGGUCCUGGCUGAGUGUGACAAUGAGAACCGUAUGGAGGAGAGCAAAGCUCUGUUCAAAACCAUCAUAACCUAUCCAUGGUUCCAGCGCUCCUCUGUCAUACUUUUCCUCAACAAGACCGACAUCCUCAAGGAGAAGAUCGUCUACUCUCACUUAUCCACCUACUUCCCAGAGUUCACAGGACCUCAGCAGAACCCCGAAGCAGCUCAAGAUUUCAUCCUAAAAAUGUACCAAGAACAAAAUCCAGACAAGGACAAGACCCUGUACCCUCACUUCACCUGUGCCACGGACACAGAAAACAUCCGCUUUGUCUUUAUUGCUGUCAAAGACACCAUCCUCAAACAAAACCUGAAGGAGUUCAACCUGGUGUAAAAAGACAAAGAGGAGACGAAGAGAGGAGACAUAGAACAAUUAGACAUAGAGAAGCUUCCCCUUGUUACAAUAAGACCAAAAGGAUUUUUGUCAACAGAAGCUCUCUGCUGACAUACAUCCAUGUGCUUUACCCACCCCAUUAGCUGGUUGUUCUCCUGAGAACUACAUUUCUUUUUCUUAUUAUCUCAGAGUAAAAAAAAAAAAAAAAGUUUGCCCAUUAUAACAGAUUAAUUUUAUCAUUUUUUUUUUCUUGUGAUAUCAGGAUCCCUUUCCAUCAGCAGACCAUUAUGUUAUGAACUGAUACAAAAUUCAUGAAGCUUGUAUAAACUUUGUUUUUAAUACUUAAUUUAUUACCAUUAAAGGUACAGUGUGUAAUAUUUAGACUUGUAGCAUUAAGCAGAAUAAACUUGAUAGAAAUUAAACAUAAUAUUUAUAAGAUGACCUAUCUAAAUUUAUGUUUAAUGACUUGAAUAUUUAAAACGGUUUAAUUUUAUUUACUUGGAAUAAGCCUUUAAUUCAUACACUAUAUGGGCAAAAGUAUCAGCCACCCCAACUCAACUCAAACUUUAUUUAUAAAGCACGUUUAAAAGAACCGGUGUUGACUAAAGUGCUGUACAAAUCAAACCUGACUAUUACACCAACAGGGACUGUGAUGAAAUUGCAUUCAAAUGCUUCAAUAUAGAUGGGCCUCUUUCACCACAUCCCAUUCUUUCAUCCCUGUUUCCUGCUGUCUACUGUCCUAUCACUAAUAAAGCCAAAAAAGCCCCAAAAUAAAUCUUACAAAAAAGCUGUUCACUGGAGAUAAGGGGCCGAGUCAAAACUCUGAAAAACAGCCCCAUACCUUUAACCCCUGCAAAUCUCCUGCAACCCACAGGUGGGUUGCAGGAGAUUUUCUUUGGAUAGCCAAAUUACUUCUCAGAACAUCUCUACUACAAUCUUUAAUGGGACAUUUACAUCUGCAGUACACAUUAUGGCCACAGCAGGGAGCUCCACCCUAUCAAACUCAGCCUCUCAACCAUAAUAAAACACAGAACAAUGCUCUACCAGCCACUGCAUGGCAAAAACACUAAAGUCACAGUCAUUGAUGCUUGGCUGAUAAUAAAAUGAUGCAUUGUUCCAGACUUCCAGGCUCUGGAAAGCACCAGGUCAGGACAAGAUUAGGUCUAAAUUAAUGUUAUCGGAGCACUUCAGAACGACCCAUUUUGUAUCACAAAUGUUAGCAAAGGAAGACUGCAUGACUGAUUUAUACACCUGUGGACGUCAGCAUGUUGGAUUUUUGCAUCUUGCAUGUUUCUACAGUAACACAAAGGAUAGUAAGUUGUCACCAAUAUUCCCAGUUUUACACACUGCACCUUUGAGAAAUACCAUUUUUAUUUUACAGUGUGCCAGUUAGUAGCCAUGAAAGUAACAGCUGUUUGUGACGUUGUUUUAGAUGUAAAUAUUUGACUGUGUGCUUAAAUAAAACCUACUUUACUGUUUUUAGAGGGAGAUGUAAGUUAUAUUUGACAUUUUCAA